This is a messenger RNA of Xylona heveae TC161, 370 nucleotides long. RefSeq lists its product as hypothetical. NCBI's taxonomy places the organism in Eukaryota, Fungi, Ascomycota, Xylonomycetes, Xylonales, Xylonaceae. The record is from RefSeq and is a predicted model, not a curated record. The transcript has a single exon. The coding region runs from base 46 to 318 and encodes 90 amino acids.
UACAUUCUACAUCAUCCAGCAAACAUAAAGCAUCUACCAUGGGUUAUGACUCUAGGUUUGAUGGCCUUUUCAGAAUAUAAUUUUGCUGACUACGCCUGUUUAUUUUUAUUUUCUUCUUUUCUUCUUUUUUACCUCAUUUUUCCUAUAUUCUCUUUCCUUUUACUUUGUGUUUAUUUUUUUUUUGUUUCAUUUCAUUUAUAUGCUUCUUUCUUUCUUUUAUUCCCGCCCCCCUACCUUUAUUCUCUUAUUUUCUUUCUAUCUUUUUCUUUUUCUAUCCUCUCUAGCGUGAUACACUCUCUAAACAUACAUCCAAGGUAAAAAAAAAAUAUGUCCGCUGUAAUAAUCAUCCAGAUCCCCGAGUCCUGAAUAU